Molecule: messenger RNA, 5311 nt
Organism: Osmerus eperlanus (European smelt)
Lineage: Eukaryota; Metazoa; Chordata; Actinopteri; Osmeriformes; Osmeridae
Gene: kcnb2a
Product: potassium voltage-gated channel subfamily B member 2a
Exons: 3
Coding region: 531-3098 (855 amino acids)
Biological process (GO): potassium ion transmembrane transport; protein homooligomerization
Cellular component (GO): voltage-gated potassium channel complex; dendrite; neuronal cell body
Molecular function (GO): protein binding; delayed rectifier potassium channel activity
Source: RefSeq, a predicted model, not a curated record
GCUGUGGCAGCCAGCGGGCAGGAAAGCUCCCCUCCUCUCAGUUGUUCCUGUGUCUUGCUAUGCAGAUAGGCUACAGUAGCCUUACGGCGCGCUCAUCCAUUUAUUUUUUCAUGUUCGACAACCGAGGGCUCCCUUCCUAACUCUAGACUAACGCUCAUGGAGUACGCAAUCUGCAGUUUAACUACUCCGAGUAGUGCCAUUUUAUCACGAGGGAGAUAUUUCUAGUAUGUUUAAUUCCGAUUAUUUUCAAGCAGAAGAUGUGGACAUACCCAUCCACCAUAAUCACAGGCGGCUUGAAGACGGAAUCGGAUGGGAAGGAAGCCUAAUCGCACAAAAUCAACCUGUGUAAUCCAUACAAAAAGAGAAGAGUUCCUCUCUAAAGUAGAGUUCUAUGUACAGCCAUGGACCAAUCAUUGAACGUUUUCUGAGCAGACAGCGUUGGUGCCCAUUCCAAUCCCAGGGUGCAUCAGAAGUUGCCUCCUCAGAGCAAACCUGAACUGCUGUGACCCCAGCACACUGAUCUCACCACCAUGACUGAUCGGAUGACCUAUGGCGUCACCAAACCCAACCAGAGGCCUGGAGGUUCCCUCCCGCCUGAGCCCAUUGACAUCAUCCGCACCAAAGCCCGGUCAAGGAGGGUCCGGAUCAAUGUGGGCGGUCUGGUCCACGAGGUCCUGUGGCGGACCCUGGAUCGGCUCCCCAGGACCCGCCUGGGCCGGCUCAGAGACUGCAACACCCACGAGUCCUUAAUGGAGAUCUGCGACGACUACAGCCUCAACGACAACGAGUACUUCUUCGACCGCCACCCCGGAGCGUUCUCCUCCAUCCUCAACUUCUACCGCACGGGCAAGCUGCACAUGAUGGAGGAGAUGUGCGCGCUGUCGUUCGGCCAGGAGCUGGACUACUGGGGCAUCGACGAGAUCUACCUGGAGUCGUGCUGCCAGGCGCGCUACCACCAGAAGAAGGAGCAGAUGAACGAGGAGCUGAGGAGGGAGGCGGAGACCCUCAGGGAGAAGGACGGCGUAGAGGAGGAACACGGCUGCUGCCCGGACAAGAGACAGAAGCUCUGGGACCUCCUGGAGAAACCCAGCUCCUCUCUUGCUGCCAAGUUUCUGGCCGUCCUCUCCAUCACGUUCAUCAUCCUGUCUACAAUUGCGCUAUCGCUCAACACUUUGCCUGAGCUCCAGGUGGUGGAUGAGUUUGGACAGUUCAACGACAACCCCCAGCUGGCCCACGUAGAGGCUGUGUGCAUCGCCUGGUUCACCAUGGAGUACAUCCUCCGCUGCCUCUCCUCCCCCAACAAGUGGAACUUCAUCAAGGGCCCCCUGAAUGUCAUCGACCUUCUGGCCAUCCUGCCCUACUACGUCACCAUCUUCCUUACGGAGUCCAACAAGAGCGUGCUGCAGUUCCAGAACGUGCGGAGGGUGGUCCAGAUCUUCCGGAUCAUGAGGAUCCUGAGAAUUCUCAAAUUAGCCCGUCACUCCACAGGGCUCCAGUCUCUGGGCUUCACCCUCCGGAGGAGCUACAACGAGCUGGGCUUGCUCAUCCUCUUCCUGGCCAUGGGCAUCAUGAUCUUCUCCAGCCUGGUCUUCUUUGCCGAGAAGGACGAAGACGCCACCAAGUUCACCAGCAUCCCUGCCUCCUUCUGGUGGGCAACCAUCACCAUGACGACAGUAGGCUAUGGUGACAUCUAUCCACAGACUUUGUUAGGGAAGAUAGUGGGCGGUCUCUGCUGCAUUGCCGGUGUGCUGGUGAUCGCCCUGCCCAUCCCCAUCAUCGUCAACAACUUCUCCGAGUUCUACCGUGAACAGAAGAGGCAGGAGAAGGCCAUCAAGAGGCGGGAGGCCCUGGAGAGGGCCAAGAGGAACGGCAGCAUCGUCUCCAUGAACAUGAAGGACGCGUUCGCCCGCAGCAUGGAGCUGAUGGAUGUGGUGGUGGAGAAGGGAGAGGAGAAACACCCCAUCGACAACCACCUCUCACCCAGCAGGUGGAACUUCCAAAAGCACGGGACCAAUGAAGGCAGCCCGCAUACUCUGCAUCCCAGAUACCAGGAAGUAGCCCAGCUGGGCUCUCCAAUCCGGCUGAGCCCCAGCAGAGCCAGCCCCCAGCACCUGAACGCCCGACGCCUGGAGGACGUCUACAACAAGAUGACCACAUCCUCCAGCCUGACCCUGAAAGUUGGAGCUGCGGCUUCUCACGAGCAGGCCAAGAGGCUGGAAGAAGAGCUGGAGAUGACGAUAGUCACCGGUAGCUCCAGAGUUCCACAGAAGGAGAGACCCUCCACCGAUAUCAAGAACACAGCCAGCCCCGACAGCUUCACCAGCUGCAUUGCUGAGUUCGCCGAAGGGGAAAAGGGCUCCCUGCUACCAAACAUUGGAGGGCAGAGGCGGCCACCUCCACUGGACCUCAGCCAGAUCUCCGCCAUAGAUGCCAGGGGCCCUGAGAAUGUCCAGCCAUCCUCCAUCAUCAAGGAGGGGCUGUAUGAGUUUGUGUCCACCCAGCCAGACAGUGGUGGCAGCAGAGGGGGCAGUGGAGGCACAACUUCCCAGGGGGAGGAUAACCAGGCAUUUGACAUGACCGUGGAGAGCAUCCGCAGUUCCAUCAAAAGCAACAACCCCCAGAAGGCGAAGGCCUUGAAAGUCAAUUUCAUUGAAUCUCAGGAGGAGACAAAGGUGUCAACACCAUCCAGCGUACAAGGCCGGCUGCCUCAGGGGACGGCAGAAGACACGGUGUCCCGUUCCCCACAGUCUCUCAGUGCUAGUCUAGUGGAAGCAAAGUCUCCAUUUGGGCUUCUGAUGUCCCCUGUUUCCCCGGGCUCCCUGGGAGGAGAGACUGCAGCCAAGGGCUCAGAGGGCGAGGGUCAGCCAUCCAGCUUAAGCAAUACAGAGAGGAAUCACAUGGACAGGGUGGCAAGCAGCGCUAGUCCCUUGUCACCUAAACCCAGCACUCCCAACUGCUCGCAGGAAGUGGCAGGGGUGGAGGACGGAGGAGGUGAAGGAGAAGGAGGAGGAGGGGAAGUCACUGCAGGGAGUGUUGGAGUAGAGAACCACAUCAUUCUGGAUGGCACUCUAUCUCCACCUUGCGAAACGAGCAUGUGACACUAACUCAUCGUUAUGGAGCUGUGGGAGGGAAAAGGGACAAACAGAGCCCGUCACGGUUCGCUUUUGUGAGUAAAUGAUAGAAGCGCACACUCACAGUGACGUAGCGAACAUUCUGGAAUGUCUGCAGAGCUGGAGAAGUGUGUUCACUGAGGAUUUUGUGAAGACCAAUGACAUUGCUGUUUGCUGCACAGAGUGGACCUAAGACUGUGGAUUUUAUUCACAGGAGGCUCCAGUGUGAGCAAAGAGAGCUUAGUAUGAAUGGGGACAUUCUACUGUCUUUAUAAAUUGAUUUUCUGUCCUGUUCUUUCUAUGUAUUGGAGUAGUUAUUUAGUGCAAGACUUUCUUUUUUUUUUAGCUUGCUCACUAUUUUUGAUUGAAAUAUUGACUGGACACUUGAAGACAGGGACAAGGAAAGGAAAUACUAAUAAUUUGUGGAGAUUCUCUUCUGCAAUAAUUGAAAUGUGUUGGGUCACUAAAUGCUAUUCAUAUCUUAACCGAAACCGAAUAUGGCAUUCAUUCACAAAGGCUCAAUUCCAGUUUAUGUAAUAUGAUCCAUUUAUGUAUAAUUUAUUUAACUGUCAUCUGAGAGACAUACUGUAUAUGGAACAAGACCAAUGAUGUUUGUUCUGUGAUGUGACAAUGGAAACUGAGCAAAAGAAUAAGGGAAUUGCAGUGCAGAAUAUUAUAUAGCAAUUCUUUAACCUCUGCCUGUAUGGAAAUAGGUACAGUAGACAGUAUUAUCAAUAGCUUUUACAUCAGUAUCUAAGAUUACAUUUCAGUAUUUUAUGUUUUACUCUAUAUUCAUAAAAGUGAGCUCAUAUCCCAUCUGUCAUAGCCAUGCUGUGAGGCAACCAUGUGUACACAACGCAGUAAGGACAGCGCUUGCACAUUCACAUGCGAACACUCACAAUAUCAAUUGAAUAAUGAGUCAGGCUCAGUCACCCUUAAGUGAUGUGCUUGUGACUGAGUAUCAACUAAUUAUUCUUAAUUGUAACUUUCCACAAAGUAUUUAUGUUAUAUGCUGCCUUUCGCUUAGUCAGAAAUGUAAACAGUUAGCUGGAGAUAGUUUGAAUGAACACUGUGUGUGUGUGUGGGUGUUUCUUGAUGUGUGUAAUUGUACUGUAUGUGGAUGACGGAGGCCAUGAGCAUCCAAGCACUCACAGAGGAAAAUAGGUGGCACUGCCAUCUAGAGGCAGAGAAUAUCAAGGCACUUUAUUAAUCAAAGACACAAUAAAUAUCUCUAAUGGCAAUCUUUAUCAAUAUCAGAAGAAAUUAACAUCUUUAUUGAAUUAUUUGUGCAUCUAAGUAUCGCAUGGCUCAUACACACAAUAUUAAGAGGUGGGUAUCUUUACAAUUACAGCUUUAAAAGAAUACUCACAAAAUCAUAUAUGGUCAUGAUGGCCACCCUAUGACUGCUGACAAUCUGAAUUAUAUGAUCAAUGUAUCAAGUAUGUGCUUCUAUUAUAGUAUCUAUUAUAGAAUUACGGUACCAUAUAUUUGGUUGAAUCAGUCAGUGAUUCUAUUUUUCUAAGAAAUAAUUCAGGACUGUGUUAUUUUAUGAUAAAAUUAUGAAUUGUGUGCCUUUUCAUAAAUAAACAUUUAUGAGAAGGCGAAAACUACAUACAAUUUGGCUUGGUCCUAGAAAUCUCUUAAAGUUUAUUUUUCUUUGUUCCUUUAAGGGAGACAUGAGGCGAUAUGCAAGUAGUUUGUGAUGAGCUCUCAGAUUUAAUGUGCAACCUGAGAACUUGGUCAUAAUCUGGCUUGUGUCCCCCUAUAUCAGUAUGAUUGUUUGAUGUCAGUUCUUGUAAAUUGUGGAGAUGUCAGUGCGUUCAGGGAGUUCGCAACUGUGCUGACCCUUCACUGAAACACAUCCUCACAUCCAGGCCACCUGUCAAACUUCAUACUGUACAUGUCCAUGUGUAUGUUUGUUGUACUUAUCACUCAUUUAUUUUGUACAACUAGUUUUAACGUAUCUCAGAUUCUCAAGUCAUUACAUAAAACCACAACAUACAGUAUAUAUUCCUCCUCUUCAUUCCUGCCUGCUUUCUUUGUUCUCUUUUGAUGUCCCCUACAUCCCUACCAUGUUGUUUUAACAUUAUGUGACCAUUAGUCCUUUUUAAUUGUAAGUCAACAUAACUAGUGAAAGAAUAGGAACUUAUUGUUUCCAAUGAGUUGAUACCAUAUGCAAGACAAAUAAAAUGUGUUCAUGU